CAGAAAUGCGGUCCAUACCGUCGGGAAUUGCAGUAUUCCCAGCCUCCAUAACCAACAAUUUCAAGAAAAACCAUCAAUCUUUCUUUACCUCUCCUAGGGUUUCUCACGAUUCUUCUUUCUCUCCUCUCUCCAUAUCAGGAAAAGAAGAAUAGUCCUCAGUUGAAUGAUUUGUUGGAUACUAAAGCCCAAUUGGAUGACUCUGGUCAUUGAGUGCAGGAAUGUGCAGAGCGAGUCAAGUGGUUGAAUUAUUCCCUGCUGUGUCUCCAGAAAUUGUUGUGAGGGAGGCAAGAGUAGAAGAUUGUUGGGAAGUGGCUGAGACUCACUGCAGCUCCUUUUUCCCUAACUACUCCUUCCCUCUAGAUUUUGCACUGAGGAUUAACAGGCUGGCGGGAAUGUUAUCAGGUUUCUCUGUACCACAUGGAUGCCAGAGAACUUGUUUGGUUGCUGUCAUUGGUGGUUCAGGUGAUGAUACUUUCUGCUUUGGAGGUGAAAAUCUCAAAAUUGGAGAUUUUGAUGGGAGAUUCAGUCUCAAUAGAGGAUAUGUGGCUGGGAUAUUGACUUUGGAUACAGUGGCUGAUUUUCUUCCAAGAAAAGGUCCGCUUAAGCUGAGAAGGACUGGAAUUGCAUACAUAUCAAAUGUCGCAGUUCGGGAGAAAUACCGUCGGAAGGGCAUAGCAAAGAGACUUAUAGCAAAGGCAGAGGCUCAAGCCAAGAGCUGGGGCUGUCGUGCCAUUGCUUUGCAUUGUGAUCUGAACAAUCCCGGGGCUACAAAACUGUACAAAGGUCAGGGUUUCAAAUGUAUCAAGGUACCAGAAGGAGCAAACUGGCCCCAACCCAGGACCUCUCCAGAUACCAAAUUUAGCUUCAUGAUGAAGCUCCUGAGAAACCCAACAACUACUGAGAAUAUUUAGGAGCAUAUAAUGUGAAAAUAUAGAAGAAAACUGUAGGUAAAAAGGUGAAAGUAGGACAAUUGGAAUUACCACUUGUAUAUAUAUAUAUAUGUAUGUAUGACCUUAAAGGGUGUACCGCCUGUCCUGGUGGUACUGUAUUUAAUAGUGCCUGUAAUGUUUUAUGUGCCUUAUUGUAGAAUGCAUGGAAUUUUUUGUAAGGCUACGGCAACCUAGUUCAUAAAAGGAAAAGAAAAAAGAAUUUACUGUA
Messenger RNA from Ricinus communis (castor bean), 1158 nucleotides. RefSeq lists its product as uncharacterized. The record is from RefSeq and is a predicted model, not a curated record. The coding region runs from base 219 to 911 and encodes 230 amino acids. Lineage: Eukaryota; Viridiplantae; Streptophyta; Magnoliopsida; Malpighiales; Euphorbiaceae. Gene Ontology annotation, cellular component: chloroplast. Gene Ontology annotation, biological process: N-terminal protein amino acid acetylation. The transcript is spliced from 3 exons. Gene Ontology annotation, molecular function: N-acetyltransferase activity.